CGCUCAUUCGCUCGCUCAUUCGUUCGUUCGCUUCUUUUUUUAUUUCACAUUAUAUCGUAGAAAGAAGACAGAUAUUUGUUAAGCGGAUAAGGCAGGAAGGAAGAAGAAAUACAGAAAGAAUAAAAUAAUAUACUAACUUCUUCGAUAACUGAAAUCUUCAAAUAGCAAAAUGUCAGUACCUAAUUUAAGCUUGGAACAUCUCGCUGAAGUAAAGGCCUUCGUCGAAUUGUGCAAGUUGGAUCCUUCGAUCUUGUGUAAACCAGAAUUUGCUUUUGUUAAAUCAUUAAUAGAGCAUUUUGGUGGUAAAGUAGAAAUUUCUGAAACAAAAAGUGAAACCAAAUGCAAGACCGAGGAAACUGAAUCUAAACCACAAGUAGAAAGCGAAGAAAGUGAUUUGGAAUUAGAUAUGACAGGAGUUAUAGAACCAGACACUGACGAGCCUCAAGAAAUGGGAAACUCUACUUUGCAACCGACGGAAGAAGAAAUUGCAGAGUCUCAAGCGAAACGUUCGGAAGCUGUUUCAGCAUUUGCAGAGAAAGAUUAUGAAAAGGCUAUACAGCUUUAUACAGAAGCUAUUAUAUUAAAUCCACAGGCAGCACUUUUAUACGCUAAACGUGGACAAAUAUAUCUACUAUUGAACAAACCUAAUGCAUGCAUUCGCGAUUGUAAUAGAGCAUUAGAAUUGAAUCCUGAUAGUGCAGCAGGUCACAAAUUUAGAGGACGAGCCUAUCACUUACUUGGAAAAUGGGAAGAAGCAGCGAAUGACUUGAGACUCGCUUGUAAAUUUGAUUUUGACGAACAAGCGGACGAAUGGCUGCGCGAAGCUACUCCAAAUGCUCGUAAGAUCGAAGAUCACAAAAGGAAGAAAGAACGUAAACUCGAAGAAAAGUUGGGACAUGCAAAAGGGGAAAAUGUAAAAGAAGAGAAGAAGGAGGAGCCUACGAAGGGAACUCCAGGUGAAAAGGAAGAUUUCCACAAUUUAUUAUGCGAUCCGGAAAUGCUCGAAGGUUUUAUGGAUCCAGAGAUAUUCGUAGCCAUUAAAGAAAUAUACGAAAAUCCAACGAGCCUUUGGAAAUAUCAUAAAAAUCCGAAAAUCGUAGCGUUCAUUGAGAAAGUAGCAAAGAAAUUUGACGAUGACACGGGUAGGCCUAAUUUAUCCAAUAUGAUGGCUGGUAUGGCAGGUUUUUCCGCAGGUUCAAACGCUCCGCAAUUUAAUGCACCAAAAUCUUCGACCCAAGCUCAACCACAAGAUGACGUUGGUCUUGACUAGAUUACGCAGUAAAGAUUGCAUAUGUAAAUUGGGGUGCCAUGGCACUUUUCUAAAUGUCGAUGCACUAGUUUCCUCGGACGGUAGAAUCUUAUCUUCGCCGUUCCAUCGAUGUAUCACCGAUGUCUGCUCUAUCGGAGCGGGAACAUCAUCGAUAUAUUCACUGAAACUAAACCCUCUUCGACGUUGUUUUGGUCGAGAAAGAUUAUCGAGGGAAUUACAAGUUUCUGCUCUGCCUGGAUCACUCAUAACUCGCCGGUGCCUUUCGUGACGACGACGACGAUGAUGAUGGUGGUAGUGGUGGUGAUGAUGACGACGAUGGAUUUUUCUUUUCGGUGGCGGCAUGGCAUAUUCCAAAUAUUGACUACACGUAGCAGGUCUGGCAACGUGGAAAAUGGGAUUUGGAUCUAAAUAAAGCCAACUAGAGCUAUCGAUAUAUGGAAUAAAAUGUCUUGAACUCAACGUUAGCGUGUUACGACAUAAUAAUCCCUUCGGGAUUUUUUCUAUCAUAUAAGAUAUUUUUUUGUCCUGAUCUUUAACGUCGACUAACAUCCCUUCGUUAUAACUCGAAUAAUCCAGACAAGGUGGAUUCUGCGAUCCUUGCAAAAGUUUCCUUGAUGAACAAACAUGGAUUGGAUCGUGACUUUUGUGCCGUCAGUUGAGCGGAUGCUCCCCCCGUGGUGUUCUAUAACACUUGUUCCAGGCUUCUAAUAAAAGUACACAACUGUGGAAUCGAUAGAAUAUCAAUAACGGUAAACCGAUUCUCGAUAGGAUGCCCCAAACAAGAACACCAAAGAAUCUUAAUUGCAACUCUUGCGAUAUCCAGUUUUGCGUGAUUACGGUAUCGAAAGCCCAUAAAACGGCAUUACUAAAUAAAAGAAAAGUGAUGACCUGACGACCUGGCUUGGCUAACAUCUGAAAUCGCGUUAUGCAGGAUCUCCUUGAUGUUUCGGCUAUUAAGGUGCUUUGAGCGAAACAUUGAAUCAAUUGCAAGAUCGAGGCCGACAGUAACAUAAUGUGCCUUCCCCGUGUCUGGAUUGCGUUUCCUUCUUCCGAUUGUCCUCCAAUUUUACUUGCGCCAAAAGAAAAUGAGGAAUCUACAUUUUCUUCUCCCUCCUCGAGCGUUUCCGCCUCGAGUAAGGCCAAGGAACAGGCGCAUACUACGAUGGUGAAAAUAGAAUAAAGUUGAACGCCAAAAAUGGCCACGUUCGAGAGGAGAUUGUCGAGGGCCGCGGGUGCCCUCGUUACUACAGGCAUUUGACGAAUUUGUAUCAAGCCGGUGGAUGUCAUCAAGCAGCUUAAUGCUAGAAUCCCAAUUAAGGUACCGCAUGUCAGCCAAGACAAUGUCACAGUCGAGAAAUGUUCAUCCUCUCUGACCACCAGGAAGAUCAGUAUAACUACGAUACCGGUUACCAUGCAGAGUAUACCGAGGAAGAGACCCUUACUAGAUCCGUCACAGCCCACUCUCGCAUGGCUCGUUAUAUCCUUAUUACCGUGAAACUUUUGUUUCUGCGGUACGCGACUUCGGCCCACAUUUUGUCCCAUUACGAAUGUUACGGCGGCCGCGAUCAAGCUAAAAAAAAAAAAGAAAAAAAAAAAAAGAAAAAAAAGAAACAAACAAA
Vespa mandarinia (Asian giant hornet) is the source of this 2889-nucleotide messenger RNA. RefSeq names its product putative protein FAM10A4. The record is from RefSeq and is a predicted model, not a curated record. Gene Ontology annotation, molecular function: Hsp70 protein binding; protein dimerization activity. Lineage: Eukaryota; Metazoa; Arthropoda; Insecta; Hymenoptera; Vespidae.